Messenger RNA from Vigna angularis (adzuki bean), 1058 nucleotides. Its product is annotated as late embryogenesis abundant protein At1g64065. Lineage: Eukaryota; Viridiplantae; Streptophyta; Magnoliopsida; Fabales; Fabaceae. The coding region runs from base 300 to 959 and encodes 219 amino acids. The transcript has a single exon. The record is from RefSeq and is a predicted model, not a curated record.
UAAGAAAUAGGUAAAAUUAAUCAUCCAAUUCUAACACAUAUGGUACUCUGUGUGGGAGGUUGGGGAAAAUAAUUAGUCAAAGCGGUGAAAUUUCUGCACAACCAGAAACGAAUUCGUGGACUCAUUGCUAAAAAAGUCAACCGCUUUUAUGAAACAUGGGCCCCACCCACACUGCCACCUACAUGGUCACACAUUAAGUCUUUAAACAUCAUAAAUAACACGACACCACAAAUAACACAACAAACACAACUUUUGUUUUCCGACAUUAACCCAAACUCCAUUUUCCAAUUAAGCCAGCCAUGGUAGAUAGGGAGCAAGCAAGACCCUUGGCCCCAGCAAUAGAGCGACCAAGCAGUGAAGAAGAUGACUCCUCUCUUCACCCCAAAAGACAAGCUCACAAAAAACUCAUCAAACGAUGUGCUUGCCCAUUGAUCUCUCUGCUUCUCCUAGCAAUACUGAUCAUAGUUUUGAUCUUCACAGUAUUUCGUGUCAAGGACCCUGUGAUCACCAUGAACGGGGUCAGGAUCACAAAUUUCGAACUUUCCAACACCAUGACCCUUCAAACCAGGGCCAACAUGUCCCUAGUGGCAGAUGUGUCAGUGAAAAACCCCAACGUUGCAUCAUUUAGGUAUAGCAACACGACCACGAGUUUGUACUAUCGUGGUCUCAUGGUGGGGGAGGCAAGAGGACCACCUGGGAGGGCAAAGGCUAGAAGAACAAUACGGAUGAAUGUAACGAUUGAUGUUAUCACGGAUCGGGUGGUUUCUAGCCCGGAUUUUACGACGGAUCUGGGUUCGGGGUUGAUGACUAUGAGUAGCUUCUCCAGAGUUCCGGGGCAGGUGAAGAUCUUGAACUUGUUCAAGAGACAUGUUGUUGUAAAAAUGAACUGCUCCACCACUUUUAAUAUUUCAACACAGGCUAUUAAGGAGCAGAGUUGUGUACGGAAGGUUAAACUUUAGUGGUCCAUGUGCUGAUUUAGUUUAGUUUAGUUUCCUUGAAUAUAUUUGUGUAACUCUUAUAGCAAAAAUAAUGAGAUGUUUUCUACGUUGUUCUGGUUU